AUGGAAGACCGAAAUGAUAUUCUAGAGCAAAUGACAAAUGCAAAGUCAAAUUAUCAGUCAACAAAUUCAACUGAAGAACGAAUGGCUCUUGUUGUGAAACAUGUGAGGGCAGUACCGGAUCUGGUUCCGAUGACGGAGCUUUAUUGGGCAUCUCUUGAUCUUAUUGCAACAAAUGAUGUUGUGCGCGGUUUAUUUCUUGCUCUCCCAGAUGAUGAGAAGCUACCUUUUCUAAAGAGACAAACCAAAGAGUCUCGUAAUGAUUUUGAAGGAAGUGACAUGGAGUUGAACACAGUCAGAGAAAUAAUAGAAGCAGAUGACCAAGCUAUUGAAGCAGUAAUCUGCAUUGAUCAUCUUCGCUUUUUUCAAAGAGAACAAUUGAGAACGGAUCCUGAACGUGGACAACGUAUAAUGGAGCAACUAAUGUAUGAAAGUGAUACACAAUGCCUCCAUGUUUUACGUAUGAGACAAAGAGUGUUUUUUAAGCUCUUAGAUACGCUAAAAAAGUAUGGUCUUAAAGAUUCUCAUCGGGUAAGAUCUGAGGUUGCAUUAGGAAUGUCGCUGAAGAUUUUGGGACAUAACUCAUCACAAAGGAGCAUAGCAGCAGAUUUUCAAGUUGCACAAUGGACUGUGACAACAAAAUUUGAUGAUGUUGUUAAUGCCCUUUGUUGCUUGCAUUCAGACAUUGUAUCAUGGAAAAGAGAGGAACUUGUCGAUAUACCACCACGAAUCAUGCAUGAUAGGAGGUAUUUUCCAUAUUUUCAAGAUUGUAUUGGAGCUAUAGACGGUACUCAUGUACGUGUUCGUGUUGGUGGCGAUAAAAAGAUCACGUACUGGAAUCAUCAUAACUACACAUCAAUGAACAUUUUGGCAGUGUGUGAUUUCAAUAUGAGAUUUAUAUACACACGUAUUGGAGUCCCGGGACGUGCACACGACUCCAAGAUAUUGACAUAUUGUGCACGUCAUGAUAAUUUUUUCCCAUUCCCAAGCUCGGAGAAGUAUUUUCUAGUGGAUUCUGGCUAUCCUAAUCGAAGGGGGUUUUUAGCUCCUUAUCGAGGUGAAGCGUACCAUCCAAAUCAUUUUGCUGGGCGUAGACCAGGCACUGUACGCGAGACAUUUAACAAGAGACAUUCUUCGCUUCGAUCAGUGAUUGAAAGAACAUUUGGAGUGUGGAAGGGAAAAUGGUCUAUUUUAGAAGGUCGUGUUCGUUAUGAUGUGCAAAUGCAGGAGAAGAUUGUUGCUGCAACUAUGGCAUUGCAUAAUUUUAUUCGAGAUUCUAAUAUAGAGGACGACGACUUCAAUGCUGCAGAAGAAACGGAGAACUAUGAUGCUGAUCGAGAAGGAAACAUGUCUCCAUCUCAUGAUGAUAAUGUAGUCGAUCGAAAUUAUGAUCCAACGGCUGAUCAAUAUAUGUCAACAGUAAGAGACGACAUAGCAAGAGAGAUAUGGGAUGCUCGUUAA
Molecule: messenger RNA, 1458 nt
Organism: Camelina sativa (false flax)
Lineage: Eukaryota; Viridiplantae; Streptophyta; Magnoliopsida; Brassicales; Brassicaceae
Source: RefSeq, a predicted model, not a curated record